Messenger RNA from Mobula hypostoma (lesser devil ray), 2965 nucleotides. It is a transcript of the gene papss1, whose product is annotated as 3'-phosphoadenosine 5'-phosphosulfate synthase 1. The transcript is spliced from 12 exons. The record is from RefSeq and is a predicted model, not a curated record. The coding region runs from base 105 to 1973 and encodes 622 amino acids. Gene Ontology annotation, biological process: sulfate assimilation; 3'-phosphoadenosine 5'-phosphosulfate biosynthetic process. Lineage: Eukaryota; Metazoa; Chordata; Chondrichthyes; Myliobatiformes; Myliobatidae. Gene Ontology annotation, molecular function: sulfate adenylyltransferase (ATP) activity; ATP binding; adenylylsulfate kinase activity.
UCCGCCCCUGACGCGUGUCGCGUGCCCCAGCGCUGCUCGGCCGGCGAAAGCAGCGGAGCUGUGAGGUUGCCGUGUGUCUCCGUCUCCCGGUUCGGGUUCUCGCCAUGGAGGAGGGGAAGCAGGUGAAGAAAGCGAAGCUCAACAACGAUCCGAACUGGGGUAAACAGAGGGCAACCAAUGUGACCUUCCAAGCUCACCAUGUUAGCAGGAACAAGCGUGGACAAGUUGUAGGAACCAGAGGUGGCUUUCGUGGGUGUACUGUCUGGCUUACAGGCUUGUCUGGCGCUGGUAAGACGACAGUCAGCAUGGCACUGGAAGAAUAUUUAGUUUGCCAUGGGAUACCCUGCUAUACGUUGGACGGUGACAAUAUUCGACAAGGUCUAAACAAAAACUUGGGCUUUAGCCCAGGAGAUCGUGAAGAGAACAUUCGACGUAUUGCUGAAGUAGCUAGACUGUUUGCAGAUGCUGGACUUGUGUGCCUUGCCAGUUUUAUUUCUCCAUAUACAAAGGAUCGGAAAAAUAGCAGAAGCAUACACGAGAGUGCUGGUCUACCUUUUUUUGAAAUAUUUGUGGAUGCUCCGCUGUAUGUCUGUGAAAGCAGGGAUGUAAAGGGACUUUACAAAAAGGCCAGAGCUGGAGAGAUAAAAGGGUUCACUGGUAUUGAUUCGGAGUACGAGAAACCAGAAGCUCCUGAGCUGGUUCUGAAGACUGAUGUCUGUUCUGUCAAUGAAUGUGUCCAGCAAGUGAUUGAACUUCUUCAGGAGAGGGACAUUGUUCCUGUUGACUCUUACGCUGAAAUAAAGGAACUAUUUGUCCCAGAAAACAAGCUGGAUCUCGCUAGAGCUGAUGCAGAAAUCUUGCCAGCACUGGAAAUCAGCAAGGUGGACAUGCAGUGGGUGCAGGUUCUGGCUGAGGGUUGGGCCACCCCACUCAAUGGCUUCAUGCGAGAGCGAGAAUUCUUGCAGUGCCUUCAUUUUAGCUGCUUGCUGGAUGGGGGUCUCAUUAACCUGUCAGUGCCCAUUGUCCUGACAGCAUCGGAUGAAGAUAAAGAGCGACUGGAUGGCUGCACUGCCUUUGCAUUGGUGUAUGAUGGACGGAGAGUGGCCAUCCUUCGAAACCCUGAAUUCUAUGAACACAGGAAAGAGGAGCGCUGUGCACGUCAGUGGGGAACAACAUGCAAAGAGCACCCUUAUAUCAAGAUGGUAAUGCAGAGUGGCAAUUGGUUAGUAGGUGGAGAUUUGCAAGUUCUUGAUCGUGUUUAUUGGAAUGAUGGACUUGAUCAAUAUCGCCUAACCCCACGUGAACUAAAGCAAAAAUUUAAAGCAAUGAAUGCUGAUGCUGUCUUUGCAUUUCAGCUACGUAACCCAGUGCACAAUGGGCAUGCUCUACUGAUGCAGGAUACCUUUCAGCGAUUGAUUGACCGUGGCUACAGACGUCCAGUUCUCCUCCUUCAUCCAUUAGGCGGCUGGACAAAAGAUGAUGAUGUGCCUUUAAUAUGGCGAAUGAAGCAACAUGCUGCUGUGUUGGAGGAGGGAGUUCUUAAACAAGAAUCUACUGUUGUGGCCAUCUUUCCUUCUCCUAUGAUGUAUGCUGGACCAACUGAGGUCCAGUGGCACUGCAGGGCACGCAUGAUUGCAGGAGCCAAUUUCUACAUUGUAGGCCGAGACCCAGCAGGCAUGCCGCAUCCUGAGACCAAGAAGGACUUGUAUGAGCCAACACAUGGGGCAAAAGUACUGACUAUGGCCCCAGGCCUGUUGUCCCUGGAAAUUGUCCCAUUCCGUGUGGCUGCAUAUAAUAAGCAGAAGAAAUGUAUGGACUACUAUGACCCUGAACACCAUGAAGACUUUGACUUUAUUUCUGGAACGCGCAUGCGUAAAUUAGCACAAGAAGGAGUGAACCCACCAGAAGGAUUCAUGGCUUCGAAAGCAUGGGCAGUCCUCACUGAAUACUAUAAGUCCUUGGAAAAGAUGUAGAUGGGAACAGCAGAAAUGUAACACAACAGUUCCAUAAUUGAUAGCAGGGGACCACACACAGAGCAAGAGUUCCAGCAAUUUUAUUGAUGUUUCUUAGGAACCAGUGUUCUUCCUGAAGCCACAUUACUGUCUGCACAAGUCUUAUGAGCUUUAUUACAUAUCAGGACCUAUAGAGUUGCUCUUCCCACUAUUCUUCCUUUCUUUGACUUGCCAUGUUUUCUGUUUCUAUUACCUUUAUCUCGUGUUGACAUUUCCAGUUCAAACUAGCAUUAAAAGUCAAGGGCAUUCGAUGGGUUGAGCUUUCAACUGUAGCAAAUUUAAAGAUGUCGCUGUUUAUUCAUUAAGAUUACUUAGCUUUUGUUUAAUGUUUUUUUUAAAUUUCUCUGCUGGGUUUUAUCGUAUGUAGACAUGGCUGUCUUUUAACUUCCAACCCCUUCUCCUCCAGAUACAGAAUAAAAUUUUUUUUAUCUUUUAAAUUUCUUUAACAAUUUUGAUUUGAAAGGCGUAAUGAAAGCCAAAAGGGCUCUUUGAUUGCAAAGCAGCUGGUGUGUUGCCACACUACAGUUAAGGUCAUGCCUCUCCUGAGCAUUUCGGGUUUUAGCAGAUACUGCAGUAGAGAAUGGAUUAUUGCAGUGAAGGAUAUACAACUCAGAAUUGUAAAUGAUUUGACAUUUUACAGGUGCCUUUCACAUUAGGCCAUCAGUUUGGGACUUCCAGUAAAACCCAAUAAAUGUCCAAACCCAAUUAAUGUCUGAUUUAUUAAUUGUAGGUGUCAAAUACAUGAGGUAGACUGGUGAAAACCCAUGGGACUUCCAAACCUAACUAUAAACCUAGCUGUAAAGUGGGCAUGGUAAAAUCAAGUGUAACGAUGUUGCAUAAUUGGUCAUGUAAUUUGAAAACCUAUCGUUCACAGUCAUGUGUGCAGUUAUUGCCAUGAUGAGGUUUGCUUGAUAUGUGCCGCUGUAAUAAAGCUGGUCUUUCAUUGAAUUCAA